Messenger RNA from Raphanus sativus (radish), 771 nucleotides. RefSeq names its product photosynthetic NDH subunit of lumenal location 2, chloroplastic. Gene Ontology annotation, biological process: photosynthetic electron transport chain; photosynthesis. Gene Ontology annotation, cellular component: photosystem II; extrinsic component of membrane; chloroplast. Gene Ontology annotation, molecular function: calcium ion binding. The coding region runs from base 111 to 680 and encodes 189 amino acids. NCBI's taxonomy places the organism in Eukaryota, Viridiplantae, Streptophyta, Magnoliopsida, Brassicales, Brassicaceae. The transcript has 2 exons. The record is from RefSeq and is a predicted model, not a curated record.
UAGAGAUAACAUGCCAAAGUGGCAAAAAUGAAGUUCCCCUAGACAGUAUUUUCAGCUCCUCCCAUUUCAUAUCCUCAAAAAAAAAACAAAUUUUAGAAAACGAAAAUACGAUGAGCUCCUUCACCACCAAAACUCCGCCACCCUAUCUCCGCCUGUCAAGUUACCAUCGCCCAACAAUCUCCGUCAUUUCCUGCGCCGGAGAAUCCCAACAAGACAGCUUCACUAGCCGGAGAACCCUGACAUCGCUUAUAACCCUCACGGCCCUCGGGGCCGGUGCCACCGCCACGUCAGCAGCAUUAGCACAGGAGAAAUGGGGAACUAGGUCUUUCAUAAAGGAGAAAUAUUUCCAGCCAGGGUUAUCGCCGGAGGACGCGGCGGCGCGUAUAAAACAGACGGCGGAAGGAUUAAGAGACAUGAGGGAGAUGCUGGACCAUAUGUCUUGGAGGUAUGUCAUAUUCUACAUAAGAUUAAAACAGGCUUAUCUGUCUCAGGAUUUGACCAAUGCCAUGAACAUCUUGCCGGAGAGUCGCCGGAAUGAUUACGUUCAAGCGGCAAAUCAGCUAGUCAGCAACAUGAGUGAGUUGGAUUUCUACGUACGGACGCCAAAGGUGUAUGAGUCGUAUCUCUACUACGAGAAGACAUUGAAAUCGAUAGACGAUGUGGUGGAGCUUCUUGCUUAGUUGUAUUUGUACUAAAUAUAAUUUACCUCUGUAUUCAUUACAUUACAUUGCAUUACAAAUAUUUUACAUCAUAUAAAAACUUCAAAGUCCA